GACACGGACUAAACUUUAGCUUGAGGAAACCAAACGCUCCCUUAGUCGUUCAUCCAUGCCAUGCCUAUAUGUAGUGCCCAACAGGUCAUUUCUCAAGCAUGGCUUAGGAAGCAAAAACUAGAGCAGGUCAGCAUGAGUCUCGAAAUGGCAUGUUUACCUGUGUUCAAAGGUUUGAACAGAGUUCCCUGCAAUAAAAAAAUAAAAAAAAUUGAACAGAGUCUGGAUUGAGUAGCGGCAUUAGAAAUUGAUGUAAAGAAUAUACGAUGUGCAUGCUGACGCUGAAAAAACAAUACAGUCCAGUGCCUGACUGCUAGGACGCGGUCUCUCCCUCGGCGUUCCCUUUCGCGAAAGCAACGAACCGAACCAACGGCUCGCUGGGGGAGCCGGGGAGGCGACGCCGGCGGCGGGACCAUCCACUCCGGCCUUCUGCCGCCUCAUCCCACCAGAAGCUCGUUGAUCGGGGCAUGUCGCACGGGGCGAGGCCUGCCGGCCGCACGUGCCUUCAAUUGGAGCGGAUCAUCGGAGAGCGCUACCGCUCCGGAAGCCUCGGCCGGGAGGACGCGCUCAACCUGUUCGAUGAAUUGCUUCCUCAAGCCAGGCCCGCCUCGGUGUAUGCCUUCAAUCAGCUCCUGACCGCCGUCGCUCGCGCGGACUCGUCGUCGUCAGUGCGCGACGGUGCCGCGCUCGCUGUAUCCUUUUACGGCCGCAUGGCCAGGGCCGGGGUCCAUAAGGUGGCCUGCGACAUUUGGACCUUUGGCAUCAUCAUCCGCUGCUUCAGCCAAGUAGGCCGCGUGGACCUCGGCUUAUCUGCCUUUGGCCAAGUCAUCAAGAUGGGAUGGAUGGUGAAUGUCAUCGCCCUCAAUCAGCUGGUCAAGGGUCUCUGUGACAACAAUAGGACGAGCGACGCAAUGGACAUGGUGCUCAGACGAAUGCAGGAGCUCGGAUGCACACCUGACGUUUUAUCCUACAACACUCUUAUGAAGGGGCUCUGCACCGAAAAGAAGAGUCAGAAGGCUCUCGAGCUGCUUCACAUGAUGGCUGAUGAUGGAUACAACUGCCCACCUGAUGUGGUGUCAUAUAGCACUGUCAUUGAUGGCUUCUUUAAAGAGGGUAAACUGGGGCAAACUUACAUCCUGUUUCAAGAAAUGUUGGGUCAGGGGAUUUCACCAAAUGUUAUAACAUUCAACUCAAUCAUUGAUGCCAUGUGCAAGGCUCAAGCAAUGGACAAGGCUGAGGCAGUUCUACGACACAUGUUUGAUAGUGGUGUUACGCCGAAUAGUGCCACCUAUAAUAGUCUGAUACACGGAUACUGCUCUGUAGGACAGUUGAAAGAGGCGGUGAGACUGCUCAAAGAGAUGUCCGGAAGUGGCCGUGAACCAAACGCUAUCACUUAUAAUUUGUUGAUGGACUAUCUUUGUAAGACUGGAAAAUGCACAGAAGCUAGGAAGAUUUUUGAUUUGAUGGUCCGGAGGGGUCAAAAACCAAACGUUACUACCUACAACAUUAUGCUUCAUGGGUACGCUACCAAAGGAGCUCUUGUUGAUAUGCACAAUCUCCUCGAUUUGAUGGUUCGAGACGGUAUUCAACUUGGUCAUCAUGUCUUCAACAUAGUAAUAUGUGCGUACGGUAAACAUGAAAUGGUGGAUAAGGCAAUGGCUGCGUUUACAAAAAUGCGACAGAAUGGUCUGGAGCCAAAUAUAGUCAGCUACAGCACGGUAAUUGACAUACUUUGCAAGACAGGCAGAGUAGAGGAUGCUAUGUCCCAAUUCAAUCAGUUGGUCGCUGAAGGAUUGUCUCCUAACAUCGUAGUUUUAACCUCGCUAAUUCAUGGUCUCUGUAGCAUUGGUGAAUGGAAGAAGGCUGAGGAUCUAGCCUUUGAAAUGGUCAAUAGAGGUAUCCAUCCCAAUGCCGUGUUCCUGAAUACAAUAAUGGACAACCUGUGCAAAGAUGGAAGGGUUAUGGAAGCACAGAAUUUCUUUGAUCAGAUGGUACACACAGGUGUGAAACCGACUGUUGUUUCUUUUACUAUACUGAUAGAUGGAUAUUGCUUAGAUGGAAAUAUGGAUGAAGCAAUUGAGCAACUUGCUGGUAUGGACUCAAUUGGCUUGAGACCUGGUGUUUUUACUUAUAAUGCUUUGCUUAAUGGUUACUGUAAGAACCGAAGGAUAGAUGAUGGGCUUGCUCUUUUCAGAGAAAUGUGCAGCAAGGAUAUUAAACCUAAUUCUAUUACAUAUAACAUAAUAUUGCAAGGAUUAUUUCAAGCUGGAAGGACUUCUGCUGCAAGGGAACUCUAUGACAGAAUGGUUGAAAGUGGAACACAGUUGAAAAUGGACACAUACAGAAUUGUUCUUGGAGGUCUCUGUCAUAAUAGGUGUAUUGAUGAAGCGAUGAGAAUGUUUCAGAUCCUGUGUCCAAAAGAACUUGAUGUUAGUAUUUUCAAUAUAAUGAUUCGUGCCUUGCUGAAAGUUGGCAGGAUUGACGAAGCAAAGGGCCUGUUUUCUGCUAUCUCGUCCAAUGGUCUAGUACCUAAUAUAGUAUCCUACAGCUUAAUGAUACAAAGUCAUAUAGAAGAAGGGUUGCUAGAAGAGUCCGAUGAUCUGUUUCGGUCUAUGGAGAAAAAUGGAUGUCCUGCCAACUCACGGACGCUAAAUGCUGUAGUUAGAAGGCUACUUCAGAAAGGGGAGGUGCAAAGGGCUGGGGCCUACCUCACCAAAAUUGAUGAGAAGGACUUCUCCCUUGAAGCUUCCACAGCCAAGUUGCUGUUUUCUAUUCUUUCAGAGGGGAAAUAUCAGAAACAAGUUAAGUUUCUUCCUGAAAAAUUCCAUUCUGUUUUGGAACCCAGAGUCCUGAGAUGAUUGAGAUCUUCUCCCAGUUAUAUGGGUGCUAACUAUAGAUUACAGACUGCUAACUGAGAGUUGAUGUUCUCUUUUAUGCAAAGCUUUUAUUUGCAGUGUAUGCAGGUUACCUCUUGCAACCUUUCUCAGGUAAAAUUGCAUCUGAACUCCAGAGAUGCUUUACCCUUCCUACAUCUGAUUUUCAUUUUGUCAAGUUUCAAGAUAUCAUGAACCGAGUUUUGAUCGGCAUCAGAACUCCAAGAUCGGGUUUGAUUGAUUUGGGAAUGGACUCGUUAGUCGUUGUAAUCAGUAUUAUGAUUGAGUUACCAUAUAUCAGAUAUUCAAUAACCAUUAUUUCAGUUUAAA
Molecule: messenger RNA, 3200 nt
Organism: Setaria italica (foxtail millet)
Lineage: Eukaryota; Viridiplantae; Streptophyta; Magnoliopsida; Poales; Poaceae
Product: protein Rf1, mitochondrial
Exons: 1
Coding region: 465-2855 (796 amino acids)
Molecular function (GO): protein binding
Source: RefSeq, a predicted model, not a curated record